Phycodurus eques (leafy seadragon) is the source of this 1016-nucleotide messenger RNA. RefSeq names its product phosphatidylcholine transfer protein (gene pctp). Gene Ontology annotation, molecular function: phosphatidylcholine intramembrane carrier activity; phosphatidylcholine binding. The record is from RefSeq and is a predicted model, not a curated record. NCBI's taxonomy places the organism in Eukaryota, Metazoa, Chordata, Actinopteri, Syngnathiformes, Syngnathidae.
UUAGGAAUAUUUGAAAUCAGUGGCAGUGACAGUGAAAUCUGCCAAUUUCAGGCGGCUUUUAUUUUGAAGGUGGCCUUCGCCGCCCGUCGGCGUCUUAUUACCGUAACGCCCCGUAUGACCAAAAUCCGGGGCGCAGUGCUGCCGCGGCCAUGGCGUCGCUGCGGUUCUCGGACGAAGAGUUCGAAGCCGCCUGGAAGGAGCUGGACGAGCCGCGGCUGGGCGGAGGGUGGCAGCUCUUGACCGAGACCACGGGGGUCAAAAUCUACAGACUUCUCGACGGGGAAACGGGUCUUUAUGAGUACAAAGCGUCGGGCUCGUUGGACAGCUGCAAGGCCGAGCUGAGCCCGCUCCGCUUUAAUAAUAAUAACAAUCAGGAAAUAAAUACAUUUCCAUUUCCGUAUCCCGAGAAGAACGGCGUGCUGAGAGUCCAAGACUACAAGCAGACGGUCGCCGUGGAGGCCGACGGCCGCAAUGGAACGAAGGUUUUCGUGAACUACUUCGACCAUCCCGGCGGGAUGAUUCCCACCUGGCUGGUCAACUGGGCAGCCGAGAGCGGCGUUCCUGGCUUCCUCGCGGACACGCGGCAGGCCUGCGCCGGCUAUCCGCGCUACUGUGGGAAGAAAUGAGGACAAUCGGACGGCGAGGAGGCCACGUCGUCGACCUCGCGCACGACUCGCGGCCUUCGGAUUUUCCUGCUGUCUUUUAGCGCACGCGCACACUCCAAUCCCGUCUGUGCAAUGCGAGCCGCUUGAGUUCAAAGGCACGAUCACUUUCGUGGAUGAAAACAUGUUGACUCUUUUUAUUAAAAAAAAAAAAAAAAAAUGCACGUGAUUGUUUUUCAUUGGCAGAAAACAACUUUUGUUUCUUUCUUGUCCAAACGUUCCUGUUGUGAUCUGCACUCCUGAUUGUGGAAAAUUCCGUCUCAAGUCCACUUGUAUUUCUUCUAUGCAGCUGUGUGUUAUAUUCUGCUUUAAGUGUAAUUUGUGAAACUAACGAGAUUAAAAGACCAGGUGAGA